CCCCUGGUGGGACUCGAACCCACAAUCCCCGGUUUAGGAGACCGAUGCCUUAUCCAUUAGGCCACAGGGGCUAUUGACGUUCAUUCGGCCCUGCGAGAGUACAUAUCGUGGCUGCUUCGCCGCCGCGAGAAACGGGAGCGCAAAGGGAAGAAGACACGCGCACGUGCCACGUAGGGAUCGGAUCGUCGUCGCGCGAGAAAGGGCGAGACAACGGGUUUUUUUUUCCGCAGGUUACCGUCGACGGAACAUGACGCGCGGGCAGGACCGAGUCGACCAAUCGCGAUCGAGAGCGCGAGGCCUGCCGCCUUCGAACUUGCUGCGCGACCCGUCGUCGACCGCGUUUACCGUGCGAGUUUCACGUGCGGACCAGUUGUUUCUUCGCUCCCGAUUGCGGUUGUUCUUUAAAACGGCACCGUUUAAAAAUCGUUAUCGCGUCGUCGUUAAUUUAGACAGACUCAUUUUCGACGCUGCGAACGAUUGCCCGACGAACGAGCGGCGCUGGCAAUUUUAUAUUAUAUUUUACCCGCAUGCAAUACGUCCCGCAACGUGCGUAUGUCAAGGUUAGGUUAGGUUGAUUCCACGUCGGCGAACAUGAUUAUUGCGCGCGCUACUGGAUUUCUUUCCAGGUACCUGCAUCGCGAGGCUCGACGCUGCUUAAAUAGCGAUCGUGCGGUCUCGACGGCGGCGAAGACGCGAAACGAGGCUAGAAACGAGAGGCACAUUGUCUGGCUCGACAUGGAGAUGACAGGGCUGGAGGUGGAGACGUGUCACAUCCUGGAAGUCGCGUGCUUCGUGACGGACGAGCACUUGGCGCUCGCGAGCGACCACCUCAACAUUGUUAUACACCAGCCGGACAAGGUCUUGGAGAACAUGUCCGAGUGGUGCAAAUUACAACACAGAAAGACCGGCCUGAUCCAAGCGUGUCGACUGAGCGAGACCACGCUGGAGGAGGCGCAGCGGAGCACGCUGCGCUUCUUGGAGAACCACGUCCCGCGAGGAGCCUGCCCGCUGGCUGGAAAUUCGGUAUACAUGGACCGCAUGUUCCUGAGGAAGUACAUGCCGCUGGUCGACGAUUAUUUACACUACAGGAUUAUCGACGUCAGCACCGUUAAAGAUCUGGCUAGGAGAUGGCAGCCGGAGAUAAGUAAGGCAGCUCCGAGAAAGCAACAUUCUCACAGGGCCGAGCACGACAUAAAGGACAGCCUGAACGAGCUGCGUUACUACAAGAAAAAUUUCUUUAUAUCGUGAGGCCCCAAUAAAGAUCCCGUUUUCUUGUUAAA
This is a messenger RNA of Vollenhovia emeryi, 1280 nucleotides long. Its product is annotated as probable oligoribonuclease. Gene Ontology annotation, molecular function: nucleic acid binding; 3'-5'-RNA exonuclease activity. Gene Ontology annotation, cellular component: mitochondrion. The coding region runs from base 592 to 1248 and encodes 218 amino acids. The record is from RefSeq and is a predicted model, not a curated record. NCBI's taxonomy places the organism in Eukaryota, Metazoa, Arthropoda, Insecta, Hymenoptera, Formicidae. The transcript is spliced from 5 exons.